Molecule: messenger RNA, 2657 nt
Organism: Vigna radiata var. radiata (mung bean)
Lineage: Eukaryota; Viridiplantae; Streptophyta; Magnoliopsida; Fabales; Fabaceae
Product: protein HAPLESS 2
Exons: 18
Coding region: 131-2476 (781 amino acids)
Source: RefSeq, a predicted model, not a curated record
AUUGCAAUUUUAUAUAACCAGUUACAAAGAAAAGAAAAAAAACCGCCAAAACUUCUUUCGUUCUGUUUUUACUAUGCAUCCCCGCCAAUUAGAAGAGUAGUCCAUAGUUGAAAUCCGUAACCGCCCAAAAAUGGCAUUUCAUUCCCGUAUCAGUGUCACCCUAAUCAUCUUCAUACUUUCUUUCUUCCUCGUGUUCCGUGUCAACGGAAUUCAAAUAAUCUCCAAAUCGAAACUGGAGAAGUGCGAGAAGAACUCAGACUCCAAAAAUCUCAAUUGUACCACCAAAAUCGUAGUGAACAUGGCUGUUCCCAGUGGCUCGAGUGGAGGAGAGGCGUCGAUUGUUGCGGAAUUGGUGGAAGUGGAGGAAAAUUCAACCAGGAAAAUGCAGACAUUGCGGAUUCCACCCGUGAUAACGAUCAAUAAAACUUCUGCGUAUGCGUUGUAUGAGUUAACAUAUAUACGAGAUGUUCCUUAUAAACCUGAAGAGUAUUAUGUUCAGACACGUAAAUGUGAGCCAGAUGCUGGUGCAAAUGUCGUGAAGAUAUGCGAGAGGCAAGCCAUGUUUUAUUUAUUUUAUUAUGACCAGGGACUGACAAGUUUAGAUUAUGUUGAUUUCACUGCAUGGUUUCUGGUUUGCAGACUGCGAGAUGAAGAGGGUCAUAUUAUUGAGAACACUCAGCCAAUUUGUUGUCCAUGUGGGCCUCAAAGGCGGAUGCCUUCAUCAUGUGGAAACUUCUUUGACAAAUUGACAAAAGGAAAGGCCAAUACUGCACAUUGCGUGCGUUUCCCUGGUGAUUGGUUUCAUGUUUUUGGCAUUGGGCGGAGAACUUUGGGGUUUAGUGUUCGAAUACAGGUGAAGAGUGGAACUAAAAUUUCGGAAGUGGUUGUGGCGCCUGAAAGCAGAACAGUGAUCUCUGAUGAUAAAUUUUUGAGGGUUAAUCUUAUUGGAGAUUACGUUGGGUACACAAAUAUACCAUCUUUUGAGGAUUUCUAUCUAGUUGUACCAAGGCAGGGCAGCCCUGGUCAACCGCAGAAUUUGGGGAGAAACAUUUCUAUGUGGAUGCUGCUCGAGAGAGUGAGAUUUACCUUAGAUUCUGUUGAAUGCAACAAAAUUGGUGUGAGCUAUGAAGCUUUCAAUCGACAGCCAAACUUUUGCUCUUCGCCCUUUUGGACCUGCUUGCAUAAUCAGUUGUGGAAUUUUCGGGAGGCUGACCUGAAUCGAAUAAGUAGGAAUCAAGUGCCACUCUAUGGUUUGGAAGGAAGGUUUGAAAGGAUAAACCAACAUCCAAGUGCUGGGAGUUAUUCAUUCUCCAUAGGAAUUACUGAGGUUCUUAAUACAAACCUUGUGCUAGAAUUAAGUGCGAAUGAUGUAGAGUAUGUUUAUCAAAGGAGCCCAGGAAAGAUUAUAAGUGUUAGCGUCCCUACAUUUGAAGCCCUAACCCAAUUUGGUGUUGCUAGAAUCACAACUAAGAACACGGGUGAGGUGGAAGCAUCAUAUGGUUUGACGUUUAAUUGCUCCAAGGAUAUCACCCUGAUGGAGGAGCAAUUUUUAAUAAUGAAGCCAAAUGAGAUUACAACCAGAUCGUUCAAACUCUACCCCAGCAAUGAUCAAGCUUCAAAAUAUUUUUGUGCAGCCAUAUUAAAGGACUCUGAUUAUAAUGAAGUUGAUAGAGCCGAAUGUCAAUUUGCUACGACGGCAACUGUUCUUGACAAUGGCACACAGGGGAUGCCUUUUCAACCACCUGAGACAAGUUUAAAUGGUUUCUUUGAUUCUAUUGAAAACUUAUGGAAUAAACUUUGGACCAGCUUAACAGAAUUUAUGACUGGAAGAACUUGUAGACAAAAAUGCUCUGGGUUUUUUGACUUCAAGUGCCACAUACAAUAUGUAUGCUUGAGUUGGGUAAUGAUGUUUGGUCUGUUUUUGGCAAUUUUUCCGACAGUGCUUGUACUCUUAUGGCUUUUACACCAAAAGGGUCUGUUUGAUCCUCUUUAUGACUGGUGGGACGAUCUCUUAGACGCUGAUGAACAAAUCGUCAUGGAUAAACGCAAAACCACAACUGACAAGGGACAUCACCAUAUUCAUGACAACAACCAUCACAAGCAAGAGUUUAGGCGCCCUAACUAUAAUGCUCGAUAUAGGGGAAGGACCGCUUAUGAACAUAAACUCAAGCAUUCGGGAAGGAGCUCUGAUUAUUUUGAUGAUUUACGACAUAUUCAUAAAGAAAUGCACAAGCAUUCUGAUUAUUUUGAUCUUUCAGACCAUGUUCAUAAAGAAAUGCACAAGCAUGGUCAUAAGAAAAAGAACAUGGAUAAUCAGCAGCAUACUGCUGACCAUCCUGCACACCACAAACACAGAAAGAAAUGGGAUAGUUCAGAGGGACAACUUAAAGAGAAGAAGCUAAAGCAUGAUAAAGUGAGGCAAGAAAAUUAUGGCAAACACAGACAAGUUCAGCUAGAUGAGCCAGAGGAUGAGUAGAUUNAAGCCCGAACUUACAACUUAAUGCGGACAUUUUUUUAAUUUCAGACACCAAAGUUUAACAGCAACUUGUUAGUUAUUAUAACUACUUCAUAGAAUCAUGGUUACGCUUUAUCCUUUUUCCUUCUCCCAUUUCCACUACUAGUCUUUCUAUCUUUCUAUUAUUAUCUAAUAUGGUGGG